AAAAAACGAUGAGUCCAUAUAAAAGGCGCACCCCAACUUGAGCUCAUAAUUUCAGUAGCUUUGCUUUUUCCCUCUCUUUUUAAAAAUUGAGCCGCGGAGACCGAGAGUGAGGAUUGAGGAAGAAGAAAGAAACCAAACGCAGGAGACCUAAUCUUCCGAAGCUCAACCAUGCCUCGAGAGAUCAUAACUUUGCAGGUUGGACAAUGUGGAAAUCAGAUCGGGAUGGAGUUCUGGAAGCAGCUCUGCCUGGAGCACGGCAUCAGCAAGGAAGGGAUUCUCGAAGAUUUCGCUACACAGGGGGGUGACAGGAAAGACGUUUUUUUCUAUCAAGCUGAUGAUCAACACUACAUACCACGAGCGCUUCUGAUGGACUUGGAGCCCCGAGUCAUUAAUGGCAUUCAGAAUAGUGAAUAUCGGAAUCUCUACAAUCAUGAGAACAUAUUUGUCUCAAAUCAUGGUGGUGGUGCCGGAAAUAAUUGGGCUAGUGGGUAUCACCAGGGAGAGCAGGUUCAAGAGGAAAUAAUGGACAUGGUUGAUAGGGAAGCAGAUGGAAGUGAUAGUCUUGAGGGUUUUGUUUUAUGCCAUUCAAUAGCUGGAGGAACUGGCUCAGGAAUGGGUUCAUAUUUAUUGGAGACUCUAAAUGAUCGCUACAGCAAAAAACUUAUUCAGACAUACAGUGUAUUUCCUAACCAGAUGGAGACAAGUGAUGUGGUGGUCCAGCCAUAUAACUCACUCUUGACUCUUAAGCGGCUUACACUGAAUGCUGAUUGUGUUGUUGUUCUUGACAAUACUGCACUGAAUAGGAUAGCAGUAGAACGCCUUCAUCUAUCUAAUCCUACCUUUGCACAAACAAAUUCUUUGGUUUCGACUGUAAUGUCUGCAAGCACAACCACUCUUCGGUAUCCGGGGUAUAUGAACAAUGACUUGGUUGGGCUUCUUGCUUCUUUAAUUCCAACUCCAAGGUGCCAUUUUCUAAUGACGGGAUAUACACCACUCACAGUGGAGCGCCAGGCUAACGUUAUUCGGAAAACUACUGUAUUGGAUGUAAUGAGGAGACUUCUGCAGUCGAAGAAUAUCAUGGUUUCCUCUUAUGCUCGAACAAAAGAAGCAAGUCAAGCAAAGUACAUAUCGAUAUUAAAUAUCAUUCAAGGAGAAGUAGACCCUACUCAGGUUCAUGAAAGCUUGCAGAGAAUACGUGAAAGAAAACUUGUUAAUUUCAUUGAAUGGGGUCCUGCAAGCAUUCAGGUGGCAUUGUCUAGAAAGUCUCCAUAUGUUCAAACAGCUCAUAGAGUUAGUGGUCUUAUGUUGGCCAGCCAUACUAGCAUACGACACCUCUUCAGCAAGUGCUUAAACCAGUAUGAGAAGUUCAGGAAAAAGCAAGCUUUCCUUGAUAACUAUCGGAAGUUUCCCAUGUUUGCAGAUAAUGAUCUCUCUGAAUUUGAUGAAUCACAAGAAGUAAUAGAGAGCUUGGUUGAUGAAUACAAAGCAUGUGAAUCACCAGAUUAUAUAAAAUGGGGAAUGGAGGAUCGAGACCGUGCUCUGACAGGAGAGGGAAAUGCUUCGGGAACAGGGAUCCAAAAUUAGCACUAUAAACUAUCCAAGAUUGGGAUUUUUUUCCUUGAUGGCAUGCUACAGGAUUGGGAUUUGUUGCUCACAAAGGAGUCAAGUGAUAAAAGGUUGACUAUGACUUAUUCAUCUCUUGUUAAUAGUUCAGUAGAUGAAUUCUCGCAUUCUUGUGUGCUCAAGUUGGUCUUUUUCUAUUCUGUCCUGAAUUUGGCCUUCUUUAACAAAGACACUUUUCACGGGAGCAGACGGGUUUUUGUCUCCCUAACAUUUAUAUGGUUUGGGCCUAUUAGGAGUUUAUUUCGAGUGAAGCCAAAGUUAUAUAGGCCAAAAGUCUUCACAAUAUGGCAUUCUGGAUAUACCAUAGUUUGGUUAUUUGGGAGGACACUUGGGAUAUUAUCCUAAGCAUCUUUUUAGUCAUAUGUAUAAGGUUGUAUAUUUCUAUCAAUCACAUGUAGCUUUUAUAAUC
This is a messenger RNA of Telopea speciosissima, 2032 nucleotides long. Its product is annotated as tubulin gamma-1 chain. Lineage: Eukaryota; Viridiplantae; Streptophyta; Magnoliopsida; Proteales; Proteaceae. The transcript has 12 exons. Gene Ontology annotation, biological process: mitotic cell cycle; microtubule nucleation; mitotic spindle organization. The record is from RefSeq and is a predicted model, not a curated record. The coding region runs from base 169 to 1584 and encodes 471 amino acids. Gene Ontology annotation, cellular component: spindle; cytoplasm; centrosome. Gene Ontology annotation, molecular function: GTP binding; structural constituent of cytoskeleton.